AUGUUGAACUGGCAGCAGCGUGGAAAAGAUCUCGAGAGUUGGAUUGAACGAUGUCUCAAUGAAAGUGAAAACAAACGUUAUUCCAGUCACACCUCUCUGGGGAAUGUUUGUAACGAUGAAAAUGAGGAAAAGGAAAAUAAUAGAGCAUCGAAACCACACUCAACCCCAGCUACACUGCAAUGGCUGGAGGAGAACUAUGAGAUUGCAGAAGGUGUUUGCAUUCCUCGAAGUGCGCUCUACAUGCAUUACUUGGACUUCUGUGAGAAAAAUGACACGCAACCUGUUAAUGCUGCCAGCUUUGGGAAGAUAAUAAGGCAACAGUUUCCACAACUAACAACAAGAAGACUUGGAACCAGAGGCCAAUCAAAGUACCAUUAUUAUGGAAUUGCAGUGAAAGAAAACUCCCAGUAUUAUGAUGUGAUGUAUUCUAAAAAAGGAGCAGCCUGGGUCAACGAAGCAGGAAAAAAAGAAGUAACCAAACAGACAGUGGCGUAUUCACCACGAUCCAAACUGGGAACGUUACUGCCAGAGUUUCCAAAUGUCAAAGAUCUAAAUCUGCCAGCCAGUCUGCCAGAGGAGAAGGUUUCUACCUUUAUUAUGAUGUAUAGAACUCACUGUCAAAGGAUACUAGACACUGUAAUAAGAGCGAACUUUGAUGAGGUUCAAAGUUUUCUUCUGCACUUUUGGCAAGGGAUGCCUCCUCAUAUGUUGCCCGUAUUGGGUUCUUCAACUGUAGUGAAUAUAGUGGGAGUCUGUGAUUCAAUUCUGUACAAAGCAAUUUCUGGAGUUUUGAUGCCAACAGUACUACAAGCAUUACCUGACAGUUUGACACAGGUGAUCCGAAAGUUUGCAAAGCAGCUGGAUGAGUGGCUGAAAGUAGCUCUCCAUGAUUUACCAGAAAACUUACGGAGUAUCAAAUUUGAAUUGUCGAGAAGAUUCUCACAAAUACUCCGACGACAGACAUCACUAAAUCAUCUCUGCCAAGCAUCAAGAACGGUGAUCCACAGUGCAGACAUCACAUUUCAAAUGCUGGAGGACUGGAGGAAUGUGGAUCUGAAUAGCAUUACCAAACAAACCCUCUAUACUAUGGAGGACUCGCGGGAGGAACACAGAAAGCUCAUCAUACAAUUGUAUCAGGAGUUUGACCACCUUCUGGAGGAGCAGUCCCCCAUUGAGUCGUACAUCGAGUGGCUGGAUUCCAUGGUGGACAGAUGCGUUGUAAAGGUAGCUGCCAAGAGACAAGGCUCUUUGAAGAAAGUAGCUCAGCAGUUCCUCCUGAUGUGGUCCUGUUUUGGCACUCGAGUGAUUCGGGACAUGACUUUGCACAGUGCACCUAGCUUUGGGUCUUUUCACCUUAUUCACUUGAUGUUCGAUGACUACGUAUUGUACCUGCUAGAAUCACUCCAUUGUCAGGAAAGAGCUAAUGAGCUAAUGAGGGCAAUGAAAGGGGAAGGAAACACAGCAGAAAUAAGAGAAGAAAUUCUUCUGAGUGAACCGGCUCCUCCAACUCCCUCUCCAGUGCCGUUCUCCCCAGUUAAAUCUUCCACCUCAGUGGAAGUGCCCUCUGCCCCCUCGCCCAUCAGCAAUCAGUCCCCAGAGUACAGUGGCAUAGCAGCUACAACAGGAGCUAUGCAAUCCUAUACGUGGUCACUCACCUACACUGUGACAACAGCUGCUGGGUCACCUGCGGAAAACUCCCAACAGCUGUCAUGCAUGAGAAGUCCACAUGUACCAUCAUCAUCUGUCACACACCGGAUACCUGUUUACCCCCACAGAGAAGAACAUGGAUACACAGGAAGUUACAACUAUGGUAGCUACAGCAACCAGCAGCCCCAUCCAAUGCAGAGUCAGUAUCCAUCCUUACCACAUGAUAUUUCUGGACCACUUCACUACUCAGCUUACCACAGAAGCUCUUCGCAGUACCCUUUCAACAGCCCAACAUCAAGAAUGGAGCCCUGUUUGAUGAGCAGUACUCCAAGGCUGCAUCCCACACCGGUGACUCCUCGCUGGCCAGAGGUCCCAGCCGCAAACUCCUGCUACACAAGCCCAUCCAUGCACUCCACAAGAUAUGGGAAUUCUAGUGACAUGUAUACCCCCUUGACUACGCGCAGAAAUUCAGAAUAUGAGCACAUGCAACACUUUCCCGGCUUUGCCUACAUCAAUGGGGAAGCCACCACAGGUUGGGCUAAAUGAAAAUGACUGGUAUCAGCUGAGCCCAUAUACUUAAAAGAGUUCUAAAAACUUCAUGUUAUGUGGGACUUUUCAUGGAUGUUCUUGAAGGGAGGUGAAGAUGGAAAAGAUCCUGGGCAGAUAAAUGUAGUUCAUAACAUGGGCAGGUUGCAGACCA
Messenger RNA from Mesitornis unicolor (brown roatelo), 2347 nucleotides. RefSeq names its product regulatory factor X, 4 (influences HLA class II expression) (gene RFX4). The coding region runs from base 1 to 2193 and encodes 730 amino acids. Gene Ontology annotation, biological process: regulation of transcription by RNA polymerase II. The transcript is spliced from 18 exons. Gene Ontology annotation, molecular function: DNA-binding transcription factor activity, RNA polymerase II-specific; RNA polymerase II cis-regulatory region sequence-specific DNA binding. The record is from RefSeq and is a predicted model, not a curated record. NCBI's taxonomy places the organism in Eukaryota, Metazoa, Chordata, Aves, Mesitornithiformes, Mesitornithidae.